GAGUGUGUCUGUGUGUGCGAUGUCUUCAUCUUCAAGACACUUCCGUGAAGUAGUGGUUUAGCAGAUUUCUUCUGUAAAUCUGAAGUGAAAUUUUUAAUAUCUAUUUUCACAAUCGACUUCUGUUGUGUAUUCGUGAAGAGUGUUGUUGCACAGUGCCCCGUGUGUGCUACUGCUGUUAAUGUUGUUUUCCACACAAGUUUGUGCUGAACUAUUACACGAGUUCUUCUUUGGGCAGGCAAGGAGCUACGUUUAGCGCGGAAUUGCAUAUGAAAUUCAUGACAAACUUGGCACGCAGACGUGUUUACAACUAAAUUUAAUAAUGUAUCGGUAACUUAAUCCACUCAUAACUACCCGUAUUCCUAUAUUAUUUAUAAAACGUUUGAUUUUCAUUGUGUGUAAAGCUGUUUGGGCUCUCAAGGACGUAAAAUUAAAGAAAUUGCAGAAGGAAAUCUAUUCCAUUCAUGCACAAACUGAUACACUGGAUUACUUUAGUUUAUUGUAAUAGUUGCCUAAAGAUACAUUUCGAAGCACUUCAUACUCCAUAGGACAAACCGAAAGACUUAGAAAAUGGCACAGAUGCGUCAUUUACAAGAAUUUUGUGUUUAAUUCGGCGUUAUAUUUAACAUACAAAUUUAAUAUUGGUUAUUUGUACAAGGAAUAUUUGUACAAACAUUCCAUAGUGUAAGGGGCAUUUAAAUUGCCAGCCUUCUGUCUGAUUAUAGACAGAUUCAUUCUCUAUACAUUGAAAGCAUUUAUAACGUUUGAAUGUAAGAACUGUAUACUUUUCACUUAUAAACAUUCUUCGUUAUAUCACAUUAUUAUUAUUUUUUUUUUGAAAACUUGAAACAAAAGUGUAGCAAGUUAGAGAGAGGGGGAAACAGAAGCACAAGACUCUGAUUGCCAAAAAAAAAAAAAAAAGAGGGUUCAUAAUGAAGCACAUGCCAGGAACUCAAAAUUAUGAAAAUUUUCAUCAUUAAAACAAGGAAAGAGAAACGUUUUCUUAUAGUGCAAAAAAUAACUACAUUUCGACAUGCACGUAUCGGAUGAGAGUCAGUAAAUUUAUCGCGCCAUUUCCUUUAAAUAUAACUUGGAUAAAAUGAAUAUGGGGAUGGUGCAUAGAGUAACAAUGUGCUUAAAAGAGACGGCGGCCUGACGAGGAGCGGCCGCUUGUAGACUUCGCGGAACGGUGCCAAGUAAUGGGAAGCGUUCCAGCGUUGACCGAAGUUGUGAAAUUCCGAUAAGUCGUGCGAGUUUAUGCAAUCUACACGUCACCACACGGGAGAAUAAACAUAUAUAAGUAGCAUAGACACUUUAAACAAUUGAUUUUCAUAUGCUAUAUACCUCUGCUUUAGUCAAUAGUAUUUUAAAAUCAUCAAGUUUCAGUUUUUAAAGAGAGUGGUAGCGUGUUACGGAACGCCAGAAUGUUGAAGUAUUUGUUGACCUAAUCUGGGCUACAGUCAAAGCGUGUAUCUGAUCUGCCAAGAACGUCAUCAUAUCUUCAACAUUUUAUUUAAAUAGCACGGAAUUAUUAGUGGAGAUUAAACAAACUUCUGAGUAAGUUUCUCAAUAAUUCACUUGGACGUUUCUAUUGUUUGUGUAGACAGAAAAAGUGUGGAAUCAAAGAGGCAAACAAGAAGACUAAAUGUGAUCAGCAAAGAUCCUUCACUGUAUAAGACUUUUUGUUUCUCGGCACAAUACGGACGGACGGAUGUUGUAUAUUGCGAAAAAGUGCUGCUAUUGGACAACUGGGGGCACGUUAUAAUUAAGUGUUUAAGGACAGACAGAAUUUAAAGUGCAACAACAUGACAUAUUUUAAAUGAAGCAUAUUUUGUUCUGGUAUUCUUAUACGGUCAUUUUCAAAUAUCUCCCAGAAGCACAUCUUCAUUUCUUUGGAACAUUUCGAAAAUGUCGAGUAUUGUUGCGAUUUAUUAUAAAAGGAAAACGUACCAAUAAAACAUUAAGUUAAACCGCUCCGUCGUAAACCUUGUUCAGGUCGUCAGACAAGCCGUAAAGUUUGCAGAUUUAGUGUCGGAUUAACAAUCUGCAGUCGAAGAACUGUGGAUGACCUCGUUGGUGCUCUAAAAUAAAUUCCUUGCAACCCUAUAUCGGUCUGUUUGAAAGUGCAACUAAAAUAGACUUAAACUGAAGCAAAUAGCUUCCUUAAGUUACACGAUCAUCAGCUGUAUAUAAUAUAUAAAUCUACGGCAAGCCGAGUUUAGAAUUUGAAAUAUAAAGUCAUAUUCACAUCGAAAUUUUCGAUCUUGAUGACAGACUUCCAUCACCUGCUUUACAGACAUCAUUCCCUUCUCCCUGUAACACAGCCCCAUUCCCUAAGUCCAAACCCUGCCCACCUAAACAGUCCUUGAUCUCCAAGCACUGCAAAAAUGGGCGAUCGUCGAAGUAAGAAAGUUCGAGCGUAUAGAAGUUCUCAGGCUCGUAGCACAGAAGAUUUCGUCGAGUUAAGUGGUGACGCUGAAUCUCAACGUGACAUGGGAAGGGCGAAGCACGUAGAAACCCCAGCAGGAUCGUCAAGAGAGUCCAGCUCAAGGGAUCAGAAAAGAAAGCGACCUACCCGAGAACGUUGGCUGCUCACUCGCAAAACAUGGCGUUACAUGGCUGAUGCAGGCCGGCGCCUAAUUCCCGAGGGUGUACAAAACCGACCUCAAGAUAUUCCAAAGAUAGAGGCGUAUUUCCAGGAAGUAUGUCACCGCGAACCAAAGUUCCUGCUGUGGAGAAAAAGUUCCUACCCUGGAGCAUUGGGAUUCAGGUCUCAUCACAGGAAGAAUCGCAGGAAGAAGGGUGGUAGCUGCAGGGAAAAGGCUACUUCUGUCGAUGAGUUAGACACCUCACAUUCAUCGGCAUCAGGUAGGAGGUUAGACCUGAAGAAACUGAAAGAAGAAUUCCUGUAUGGGGUGUCAUCAUCCAUCUCUGACACAGCCCACAGUCAGGGACAUUCUUCCGGGCGACAAGGUCUUCUCCUUGGGGUUCCAGAAACUACUGUAACGUGUCCGGACAAUGAGGAUGAAGAAACCGAAAGGGAAUUGAUGGAGACAUUAUCCAGGUACUUAAAUCUGCAAGAGAAAUCUGCUGAUACCCUUUCAACGGGCGAUGAAGUAAUUGAUAUAGACUAUCAGAGACUAGUAGAUCAACUCAGAAAGUAUCUCUCAACCAGCAACAUUCUUGAAGAACAAUAUGACAAACUGGCCGCAACGCAAGAGAGAAUGACGGUGCGUACUCGGACGAUACGAACCACGACUCAAAGGCCACUCUCUCCAACCCCUUCGCCAUCAAGAGUCUCUUUCGAGUCAGACACACAAGAGAGAAUGACACUGGACACACUUCGACGCUACUAUAGUAAAUCCACUUGUCGCCAGAAAGUUAUCACUGACCUCUUGACAGAUAGGAAACUUCUAGAGAAGCUCUACUUUGGCUUACGGCAGACUAGAAGCUUGAAAGCCAUGCGCGGGGGCAUGGGACUUGAUGGAUCAGGGUUUUCACAUCAUUGGACGUCGUCGGAACAGACAGCAUCUACAUUGAGAUCUAGGAGGGAUGGUGACGAAAUAUACAAGAGCGAGAUAUAUGAUUAUAAAGACAGUAUGGGAACAUCAAGUUGGAAGCGCCUGGGAAAGUCUCCAUCGAGGGACCAAAGAGAAAUGUCACCCCUUUCACCCCCACCUUUGAUAGAGAUUGAGGACGAGUAUGAAACAGUAUCUGUCGACAGGGGAAUACAAACGGAGCCAAUACCUGCAAGUGUCCUUGUGGCGAUAGAAGACGAGCUGAAGAAGGCCCGGGCAGCUGCUGUUCAGGAAGAGAAGGAGGAAAUGAAUGCGAGCGGAGCAGGUCGUCGGAGGAGCAGUGUUGAUAACGAUGAUGUAUCUCCAAGCGUGAGCGACACUAUUAAGCGCUACCUGCGGAUGGCACGCAAGAAAAGCUUGGACGCCGAUAAAGUGGACCGCUUUAAACGCGUCAAUUACGACCGCAAUCUCAGGAACAUCAAGCCAAAAGGAGAGCUCACCAUGCCAGGUGAUGACGACGGGCUCAAUAAGGGCUGUCAGCCUGACGAGAGCUGGAUAGUAGUGUUGAAAGAGUUGAAGGUUGAGGACGUCUUUUCGGACCGGGAGAUGUCACCGGGAGGAGAUGAUUUUUCAGGCAGUAGAAUCACAAGUUCUAGGAGUAGCUUGGAGGGGGCUGGAAUUUCUGACGACGCACUUCUCUCACCACCACCAAUGAACAUUGGUGGGAAACCGAUUCCUCAGCAAACCCAUUCCAGUAUCCUCUCAACCGGCCAGACCUUCCUGACAAACCUUCUACACGGUUUGCAACACCACCAGCAACAACAGCAAAGCAACGAAGAAAACACUGCAAUGACUCGGUCUUCUGCUUCUACAGCUACACCUAUCGGAGGAGCCAUGCAGAAGUCUAAAUCAUCAUCCAGCGUGGUGCAUCAUGGGAGUCGAGUUGCAAAGAAAAUAUGGAGGGCGCGCUCCAAGAGCCAGAGCCGUGCUACUUCCUCAGUCACGUCUACCUGGACACCACAGGGUAAUUGCACGUGGACCAACGUGACAGGACGUCAGGUGACCCUGGCCGACGCCAGUCUGCUGACGUUGUGCGAACUGGAGCGUCGAAUGUUGCAGAAGGUAGCCAUCGCCAAGCUCCAAGCUCUCAACUUGGGUGUCGCCGUUCGAAUUCCGAGCGAGACAGUGGUGUCGGUGUCCCACAAGCCGAAGAGAAGGCCCUACUUGCUCAAGAGGAAGGCACUCACCACUGGCUUUUUCGACACCACGCGCGGCAAGGAUGACAAGGAUAAAGAUGCCGGAGGAGGAGGUAUGGUGUUUGGAAUCCCUAUCGGCCAGUGCCUGGAGAAUGAUCGCCUGUCCAGAAUCCAGCGCGGAGGUUCUCCUGGAAGGGACGAGCCUUCGGAACUUAGAAGGAAAUCGCACCACGGCAGCCGUAGCAGUUUCAGCUCCCUCAUCGAGACAACCACGGCGCGUGGUGACGAGAGUGGGUCCUGUGAGAGUCUCAUGUCGCCGGGAGAUCGGAUGGCAGGCAGCGUACCCGGCCUCCUUGACACUCUGUCCUGUGGGUCCACGGCAGACAUCAGCUUCGGGGAUAGAGAGCCUAGCAUUCCUCAUAUCGUGCAGGCCUGUUUUCGCCAUCUGCAGAAUUUCGGCCUCCACACCCUGGGCAUAUUCCGAGUCAGCAGCUCCAAGAAAAGGGUCAGACAGCUUCGUGAAGACUUCGACUGUGGAAAGGAAAUAAGUCUUGGAGAGGACCACUGCCCACAUGAUGUGGCAACAUUGCUCAAAGAAUUCUUCAGGGACUUGCCUGAGCCUCUGCUCUGCAGGGAUCUUUAUCAAGCGUUUGUUCAAACACAAAAGAUACGAAAUAGGCGCCUGCAAUUUGAAGCUCUUCAGCAUCUCAUUCAACUGCUUCCAGUUCCAAACAGAGACACUCUGUCAGCUCUGCUGAACUUCCUUGUGACUGUUGCUCGCAAUGCUGGGGACUACAAAGAUGAAACAGGAGAGUGUAUGUCUGGGAGCAAGAUGGAUUCCAACAACCUGGCAACAGUAUUUGCACCAAAUAUACUUCACUGCAUAAAACCAGGAAGUAACAAAGAACUGAGUACAGAGCGAGCAGAGGAAAGGAUUGAUGUCAUCAAUGUCAUCAGAAGCAUGAUUGACCACAAUAAAGAACUCUUCCAGGUUCCAGCAGAACUGUUGGAUGAAGUUUAUCUUCACAUGAUGGACAGCCAUCCUGAUGCACUAGAUCACUUAUUGAGGAAGAGAGGCAAUCUUGGGGACGAGUUGAUUGAUGAUCUUGAGAGCAGUGUGACAGAGGGUGUGUGCAGUGAGAUAUCGUCAGUUCCAAGAACUGCAGCACAGGUUGGCAGUGAGCCACAGGAUCCACAGCUGGGAGCCACAUUCAGUGAGGCUGAAGACCAUUUGAGAAGUGUGCGGCGGGUCUGGUCACGUGAAGAAUUUCUCCAUGAGACAGCUGGCAUGGGUGGCCCUGAUGUGUCCAUGAGACCAAGGCACAAGGAUCGAGAUCGUGGAAGGGACCGUUCCUCUAAAAAACGCUGGAGAGAAGAGUCCAGUUCCAGAAGAAAAAUUGAAUCUGAUGGAGGGAUGGAGUUCCCCAAAACAGCAUUCAACAUUACAACAUCUGCGUCAGCUUCCCAAAUUUCAAUGUCAGGUCAUCAGAAGGGCAUCCUGUCACAACAGCAAAUUGAAACAGCAACUAAAAUGCGGUCAGCUUCAAUUGAUGGUGGCAAUACUGUACCGGCUCCUGCAGAGCAAAGAAAUCUUUUAGAACGAGGGUAUGAUGAUGAAAACAAUGAUGAGAAUUCCAGAAGACAGUCAUCCCCGCUUCUCUCAGAUAGUGAGAGCGGGGGAGGAGGUGUCAUAACAGCCAGUCUCAAGAUUCCAGUGCCUGCCGGAACGAGCGGCACGUCAUUUGCACUGAAUCUAGAUGAUGCAGAUAUUCCUUAUAUUGAAGAUGGCGGAGGUGGGGGCUUCAGCGUCACCGCAGAGGGUGGACGUCAACAUAUGACAAUAGGUCUUGUGCGAUGUACAGGCUCGAGAGAAGGGACCAACAAUGCUAUACAACACAGACGGCAGCGUUCAGCCAGUGGUAGUGAUUCAUCUCAAGCCUCGACCACUGUUCAUCCACCUGGAAACCUGACAGCAUUGUUCCACCAACAACAGGGCUGUGAUUCAGCGUUAGGUUCAACUGCCACUUUCAGCAGUCCGCCUCACAACACAACACCUUCCAUAUGCAGCAGUGAUGCAGGGCAUUUCAGUUCUCCUCCCUCUUGGGCAUCAACCCCACCAACAUCGCCUGAUGCAACUGGUACAACGGUAAACUUCAUACCUGAAGAACUUACAGCUAGAAUUCAACAGCAUCACUCACAGACAGCAAGAGUCCCUCUUUCAGCUUCAUCGAAAGGAAUAUCAACGCAGAUAUCACCAGAUCAGGCCGGUCUUCAAAAGAUGUCCAAAGAAGUGACACCUGUGAUUCUGCAAAAGGUAACAAUCACUUCAACAAGUGAACUGCACCAGGUACAGAGAGGUGAUGCUGCAAAUGAUAGGCAACCUGAUAUUCGAGGUUCAAAGUUAGCAAUUCACAAAGUGCAAACCACAACAGGAGAACUACCGAAGAGUGCCAGCACUUCUGCAGUUGUCAGUAGCCUUAAAAAGUCUGUAGAGUUUGAAUCAGAACCAAUAGGAAGUGACAGAAAACUUACAACAAGUAUAUCCAGUAUUGGUGGUGCUGUUAUGAGGUCAAAGACAGCAGAUAUUGAGAGAAUGCUUAGGAUAAAAGGGACUGAAGCUGGUAAAGUUAAGUCUGUAACAACACAGCUGCCUCAGCAAACAUCUGUUCCAGAUGAUAAAAAGAAAUAUUCAAAACGACGAUACACAGAUUCUCGGCACCAAACAAGACAUAUACCAGAUGCAGAGGCAUUGCAAGAAGCCUCUUCUGGUGGGGAAGGAGGAACAGGGAUUAGUGGUGAAGAAGAAGUGGUGACUCGGCAAAGGAAAAGCCAGCAGGGACCUGUGUGGAAAAGACGUGAACUCAUUGCAAGUGAUCCAAAGGACCACGAAAGUGCACUGUAAACUGAGCAUAAUUAAAUUUCAAAAAAUGAAAUUCUUGCAAGAUCAAGGAACAGAAACACAUAUAUAUUCCUGCUUUCAGUGUCUUCAGCUGAUUCAUGGAAUCACAUUUAAACUGCACACCUUGACUGUAAUAGCAUAUUGUAUAUUUCCGGAAUUAUACAAUGAUAUGGUCUCUGUUUGCUGUCAAUAUAACGCAUCUAGUCUUAUCUAGUCUCACAAAAUAAAAGAAAA
Messenger RNA from Cryptotermes secundus, 7844 nucleotides. RefSeq lists its product as uncharacterized. The record is from RefSeq and is a predicted model, not a curated record. The coding region runs from base 2385 to 7613 and encodes 1742 amino acids. The transcript is spliced from 12 exons. Gene Ontology annotation, biological process: signal transduction. NCBI's taxonomy places the organism in Eukaryota, Metazoa, Arthropoda, Insecta, Blattodea, Kalotermitidae.